This is a messenger RNA of Diaporthe citri, 1590 nucleotides long. RefSeq lists its product as uncharacterized. The record is from RefSeq and is a predicted model, not a curated record. The transcript is spliced from 3 exons. Gene Ontology annotation, cellular component: cytoplasm. Gene Ontology annotation, biological process: regulation of translational initiation. NCBI's taxonomy places the organism in Eukaryota, Fungi, Ascomycota, Sordariomycetes, Diaporthales, Diaporthaceae. The coding region runs from base 1 to 1590 and encodes 529 amino acids.
AUGGCUACUCAACAAGAUCUUCAAGAGCUUCUGCGACUACAGACAGCCCGCAAGAUGCCAAUGAAAGACGCCAUGGCCCAGAUCAAGGCCCUUCAAGGCGCCAGUCUCAGAAGUGUACAGCAAAUCGCCGACGCACCACUGAAAACAGUCGAAACUGCUAUCAAGGAUGCGAGAGCUGCACGGUCAUUACAGAAUGCUUGCAAGGCCCAUCUGAAGCGCAUGCAGGUCUCCCCUACCUCCGCCGGCGCCGCCGCGAAACGCCCUGCUGCCGGGGCGGACUCUACCGCCCAGGGACAAGCAAGCAAGAAGGCGAGGCUCUCCGGUGGCGAUGGCUAUAUGCUCGGGCCUACCGACAUGACACCCGAGGAGCUCGAGGCCUCCCUCUCAUUGCCCCUCGACACCGACGAGGACCGCAUCGCCGAGACCGCAAUCCAGACGAACCGCGCCCCUCUAGUCCUGGCGUUCGCAGUCGAGCUUUUGCGACAUACGAUGCCCGAACAGCCCCCUUCCAGCAGGCUCUCCCUGGCGCAAGCCGUGGUAAGCGCCAAUUCGCGUUCCAAGGCUGUGAGCCUGGGGCUGGACAAGGGGCCAAGUGCGGACGAGGAAGGGUGGGGCGAGGGACAGCCGAGGAUCAAGGUGAUGGGCCGGGAGAUUGCCGUCUUGAAGAGAGGAGGAUACGAAUGGAAAGGGGAAGAAGAGGAGCGGACAGAGGAGAAGAAAGAUAAUGACAAAAUGGGUGCGAUGGAUCAAGAGCCGGAUGGGUCUGCGUCGACACUGAAAGCAGAGGAUGACGCGACGCCGACAACAGCCCAGACACCAAGCUACGACACUUGGUCCACGAGCCCUUCGGUAUCCUUGAAGCAAUCCACAUUCGUCGCCCGCGCAACAGCCAUAACCGAUCCUUCCCAGCGACCUAACCUCCUCAAGUCCCUCUUCGACGCACAGCCUGGCCUCAGAAGCGCAUCCCACAACGUCUGGGCCUACCGCAUCCACCCAUCCGAGAAGGGUAUAAGCAAUUAUCCCCGCGAAUCCUCCCACGAUGACGGCGAGUCACGCGCCGGGGGACCUGCUCCUCCGCAUCCUGCGCGAGACGAACUCCAUGGACACACUCGUCGUCAUGACGCGGUGCGUCUGCGCAGGACGGGCGUCGAGGCAUCCCUGGGCGGCGAGGCGGUCUGGGGCCUCGAUCUAGAGGGCAUCAGAAGCAAGUCCAAGGCAUCUGCAGCAGCGGGCGGCAUGUUGACCCACCGCCCAGAGGCGGCGCGCAGCUACCUGCUCAAGAGCUUCGCCAGCGCCCCUGCGGGUGCGGGUGCAGAUGCGGGCGGCGAGGCCGCCUCGACGCCUGCCAAGAAGAAGACGCUCAAGGCCGAGAACGCCGAGAAGGAAGAGAACCUCGGCCUGCUCCUCGGGGCGCUCCGGCUGCUAUUCGACAGCUGGGCGGACUUCUUGUCGACGGAUGAGCUGGACCGGCGGGCGUGGAGCUGGUAUACCGCUGCGCGGCCCGAGGUGGACUUCGGGCCGUCUGGCUGGGGCGCCAAGGGGACGUUGCGGCUCAAGACCAUCCUGGACUUGCGGAGGAAGGGUUCCUGA